Molecule: messenger RNA, 1245 nt
Organism: Effrenium voratum
Lineage: Eukaryota; Dinophyceae; Suessiales; Symbiodiniaceae
Source: the annotation of a GenBank genome assembly
GGAACAGUAGGUGUGAGCUGUGGGAUGCCCCGAGCCAUGAAUGGCGUUUGCUAUACCGAGCAUCGUACAUCAGACAGCGCCGGCGGACCGCACACGUUGGGAUCCAAGAUGGGAGAAAUGUCAGCUGAGCUGGCGGCGUGCUUGCCCGGCCCCAGAGUUCCGCUACAUGUUGUGGGAUGACGAUGGAUUGCGCCAACUGGUGGAAGAGGCUUUUCCUCAGUUCCUCACCAUCUAUGACAGCUACAAGGAGCACAUACAAAGAGUGGAUUUUGCGCGUGCUGCGAUGCUGUACAUCCAUGGGGGUCUCUAUGUGGACAUGGAUGUUGAAGCGCUCGCAUGCCCAUUUGGGCACUUUCCAGCUGGCAAGGUGAGCGUUGUUGCAAGUCCUUAUGUGCAAAAUGAGAAACAUCAGAACUCCAUGAUGGCUUCGCCUCCAGGGCAUCCCUUCUGGGUUGCUAUGGCGGAAGAAGCUGUGCGAAGGCGUUCCUUGCCAAUGUACAGAACUACCUGGCAAUUGACUGGUCCACAGCUCUUGGAUUCAGUCAUCGAAGCAAACCCGCAGGUGAACAUUCUGCCGGCUGCGAUGUUUAAUCCUUCCAUGCAGUCGCCUGAAUUUUUCGCCUCAGGGAUUGUAGCUCGCCACUUUUGCACGAGCGUUUGGACUCACCAGAUGGACAAGCUCGGCAUGAGUCUAUAUCAAGCAGCUCGUGCAGGAGAUCUGGAAUCGGUUCAGUCUGCUGUCGCUGCCGGAGCAGACCUAGGCAGUCGAGAUUAUGCAGGCCUUACACCGUUGCACCAUGCUUCGAUAAGGGGGGAUGCUGCAAUGGUCGAGCUGUUGGCAUCUUUGCAUGCUGAUGUAUCUGCCAAGGAUAAGAACGCAACAACGCCACUGCACUACGCGGCACAAUUGUCAAAGCUGGAGGUGGGAGAAGACGAGCAAGCAUCGGAAGCGCAGCCACGUUCGUCAGGUCGUGCGACUUCUUGUGCGUCUUGGUGCGGCCACGGCUAUCAAGCUGCUUGAGGGCCCGUGCGCAGGAUUCACUGCUUGCGAUACGGCGAGGCAGGCACACUGCCUUGCACCACAAGCUGCUUCGGCUGAGAUUCUGCGAAUCUUGCAAGUUGCAACUGCAGCGCAGGUGCAGAAGAUGUCGUUGUGCCAGGCGACCAGCAAAGGCCGAGGCAUCCGCUUCUGCGAGCCUCGGUGCUCCAGGGGCAGCUGGCCGCAGCAGCGCGCCACGGAGCCGC